AUGUUCAGUCGUCUGUGUACUCUCGCACUCAUCACAGUUCCAUGUGUCUCUGCCUGGGGUGUUGAUGGACAUUCUACCGUUGCUGAGGUUGGUGACAAUCGUCUCUCAGUGAAUGCCAGACAGGCCGUUAACGCUAUCAUGGGUGAUGGUGUCCGCCUUGGAGAAUUCUCUAGCUGGCCUGACUUCAUCCUUCACGGUACUCCCGAAGAGAAGGAGGAAUGGGGAUGGUCAGCCGGAUUGCACUAUGCUGAUUCCCAAGACUGCACGUUUGUUUACGACCGAGAUUGCAAGGACGACUGGUGUGUUGCUGGUGCCAUCAAGAAUUAUACCAGGAGGGUUGCCGACGAAUCCUUGUCUCGUUAUGAGCGUCAGGUGGCUAUGAAGUUCCUCGUUCAUUUCAUGGGUGAUAUCCAUCAGCCUCUUCAUGCUGGAAGUUCUUCCAACCUCGGUGGUAAUUUGAUUAAGGUGACCACAGACUUCGCCAACAACAAGAGCACCAAUCUCCACUCUGUUUGGGACUUUAGCAUUCUCGAUGAGUGGGAGCUUGAGCGUUACCCCGGCCAGUAUGUCUUCCAGGACGAUCCGGCUGAUCACCCCGGUGAGGACGACGAGAUCCAGAGAAUCGACCGUACCCGCUUCUGGACCAACAUCGUUGAUUCUAUUGGUGUUGAUUUGAUGGUUGGUGGUAAGUACGCCGAUAAGGUCGACGGUUGGCUGAAGGAUUGCGAGACUAACGGUAUCGACGAGUGUGUGAAUACCAUGCUCCAAGAUGAUGUUGAUAUCGCUUGCAGUAUGGCAUACACUAACGUUGAUGGCACUUCCGUGGAGAGCGGUGAUGUCCUCUCAUUCGACUACUACACUACCCGUAUUGAGACUGUUAGAGAGCAGCUUGCCAAGGGUGGUGUUCGCUUCGCCUGGCUGUUGAACAACAUCUUCGAAGAUGGAACUACCGUCAUUGACGAUGCUACUACUACCACGCCAAUCCCUGCGACUACUGCUGUUCCUACUACUACUCCUUACAUGACUUGUGAGGACGCUGAUAGGCUCUGCGCCAAGUCGUACGAGGGUUCCUACUGCAAGUACUGGCUCGAUGAGCCAGUGUGUUCCGGCAGUGACAAGCCAUGCUCUUGCUCUGCCCAGUCCUCUACUACUGGGGUUGACUUUUAACUCAAUCGUUUACAGCAGUAGGUUGGGAUUUCUUUUCGUAUGUGUACGUUCUCGCGACUCGAUGUUGGAGUCCUUCACGGGCUUCUUGGUUUUUCCUGUUCUCGUUUCGAGUACGUUUGCUUUGUAUCUAUAGUAGAUGAUAUCUAUGGUGUGCUUUCUCUUUUGGGAAUUCAAAUUUCUAUUGCGCCUAUAACACAGUC
Molecule: messenger RNA, 1367 nt
Organism: Perkinsus marinus ATCC 50983
Lineage: Eukaryota; Perkinsozoa; Perkinsida; Perkinsidae
Exons: 1
Coding region: 1-1167 (388 amino acids)
Biological process (GO): DNA catabolic process
Molecular function (GO): endonuclease activity; nucleic acid binding
Source: RefSeq, a predicted model, not a curated record